This is a messenger RNA of Manihot esculenta (cassava), 967 nucleotides long. Its product is annotated as multiple organellar RNA editing factor 3, mitochondrial. The transcript has 4 exons. Gene Ontology annotation, biological process: mitochondrial mRNA modification; cytidine to uridine editing. NCBI's taxonomy places the organism in Eukaryota, Viridiplantae, Streptophyta, Magnoliopsida, Malpighiales, Euphorbiaceae. The record is from RefSeq and is a predicted model, not a curated record. The coding region runs from base 81 to 842 and encodes 253 amino acids. Gene Ontology annotation, cellular component: mitochondrion.
UCUUCAUAAUCGCAAAACGCAAGGCAAUUUCAAUAGCUCAGCUCGAGAAGAAACAAGGCGGAGACUGGAGAGUGAGAGCAAUGGCGUACCUGGCCACCAGGCGCAACUUCGCAUCGCUCCUUACCCGGACUGUUACUUCUUGUUAUUCAUCGCCUUCACUCUCUUCUCGUUCUCGCUUCGUUUUUUCUCUCCUAGACAAAAACCCACUGUUUCAACUCCUCCCGGAUUCUGUCAAAAUCCCUGCCCGAUUCAAAACUUCAGGGCCGGGUUACUCACCUCUGAACGACCCGUCUCCCAACUGGAGCAACCGGCCUCCAAAAGAAACGAUCCUCCUGGAUGGCUGCGACUAUGAACACUGGCUUAUCGUUAUGGAGUUCCCGACAGACCCAAAACCCUCCGAAGAAGAAAUGAUCAAUACCUACGUCAAAACUCUUGCUGCUGUUGUGGGCAGCGAGGAGGAGGCCAAGAAGAAGAUUUAUUCGGUUAGCACGGUAGCAUAUACUGGGUUUGGUGCUUUGAUUUCUGAGGAGCUUUCUCACAAAGUUAAAGGGCUGCCUGGUGUGCUGUGGGUUUUGCCAGAUUCAUAUCUUGAUGUUCCUAACAAGGAUUAUGGAGGGGAUUUGUUCGUCGAUGGGAAGGUCAUCCACAGGCCUAUAUAUUGGUAUAACCAGAGACAGCAAAGUAGGAACAGGCCUCGCCCAAGGUAUGAUAGGCGCCGUGAAACAAUGCAAGUUGAGAGGAGAGAGCCAAUACAAAGACCACCUUCGCAUGCUCAUGAAUCAGUGCAGGGUGCAAGGACAGAUUUGUCUGCGAACCAAGGGCAGCUUAACCGGGGUACUUGAGAAUUCACCAGAUAGUAGUUCUUUAGCAUGAGAUUUUUUGGUACUGGCAAAAAUUUAGAUCUUAGAAUGUCAAAAGAAGAAUUAUGUCAUUUUCCCUCCCUGUUGGCUACAAACUUGUUUCUUGC